AAUGAUUGACUACGACGUGAUAUGUUCUUUGUACACGAACUCACCUCGGACGAUCUUUGUCCUUCCUGCCAAAGUCGUUCGCCGUCUUUGUAAUUUUGUUUUUGCGGGGUCGUCAGUUACGAAAAUGUUAAAACCCUUUAUUGUGGGGCUGAGAAAUGUCUUCGGACGAGGACAGGUGCUGUCUGCGGCCACUGCAAGACUACAGCACAGUAAUGCCCAGCAGCUCUCCUCGCCCCGUCCAGAGACCUCCAGCGCCAAGACCCUGAUGGACAUCGGGGUCCGCCGGAUCUUCAACGAGGACCAUGAUCUCUUCAGACAAAACGUCCGGCGCUUCUUCCAAGAGGAAGUGGUUCCACACCACAAAGAGUGGGAGAAAGCAGGUCAGGUCAGCAGGGAGGUGUGGGAGAAGGCUGGCGAGCAAGGCCUGCUGGGAGUAAUGAUACCAGAGGAGCACGGUGGCAUUGGAGGAGACCUGUUUUCUGCGGCUAUCACGUGGGAGGAGCAAAUGUACUCCAACUGCACAGGCCCGGGUUUCGCCUUGCACUCCGACAUUGUCAUGCCCUAUAUCGUCAACUAUGGUACCAAGGAGCAGAUUGAACGCUUCGUCCCCAAGAUGACUGCUGGGAAAUGCAUCGCUGCUAUUGCUAUGACAGAACCAGGAGCAGGCAGUGAUCUUCAAGGCGUGAAGACGUACGCCAAGAGGGACGGCAGCGACUGGAUCCUCAACGGCAACAAGGUGUUUAUCUCGAACGGUUGGAUGGCUGACCUGGUGGUGGUGGUGACCGUGACCAACCGUGAGGCGAAGACAGCAGCACAUGGCAUCAGUCUGUUCCUGGUGGAGGACGGCAUGAAGGGCUUCCAGAAAGGACGCAAGUUGGAGAAGAUUGGUCUGAAGGCCCAGGACACAGCGGAGCUGUUUUUUGAGGAUGUGCGUCUCCCAGCUGAUGCCCUCUUGGGUGAACUCAACAAGGGUUUCUACUACCUGAUGAAUGAACUACCUCAGGAGCGUCUGUUGAUUGCUGACAUGGCCAUAGCCAGCAGUGAGUUCAUGUUCGAGGAAACCCGGAACUAUGUGUUGCAGAGGAAGGCUUUCGGCAAGACAAUCGCUCACCUACAGACUGUGCAGCACAAGCUGGCAGAGCUGAAAACCGAGAUCUGUGUGGGCCGAGCCUUUGUUGACAACUGCCUUCAGCUCCACGCUGAGAAAUGCCUGGAUCCCUCCACGGCCUCCAUGGCCAAGUUUUGGAACUCUGACCUCCAGAACAAAGUGGCCACUCAGUGCCUGCAGCUCCAUGGAGGCUGGGGCUACAUGUGGGAAUACCCCAUCGCCAAGGCGUUUGUGGACUCCCGUAUUCAGCCCAUUUAUGGAGGCACCAAUGAGAUCAUGAAAGAGCUCAUCGGCCGCAGCAUUGUCAGCCAGAAGUAAGAACUGUGGGAGUUUGCACGGUGGAGGAGGACCGGGGGAAGUGGGGUGUUGUGCACAGUUUGUCUAGUGAAGGUUUGAAAUGAUCAUGAACAGCUCUGAAAAGUCAGGCCACUCGGUGGCUGCAGAGAACAAGCUGUGAACACAACACUGAUCUAUCCUCACCUUUUCAAUUUUGCUUGUUAGCAAACAGUUGCUUCAUUUACACAUCCAGCAGUUACGGAGCAGCGUGGCCGUCCAUAUGGAGUUGUGUUCCUGGCCACCUGAUAAAUGUAAGUCUGAUAUUCCCUCUCUUUUAGCUCUGUGCGUGGUUCCUACCAACCCCUGAGGAAAAUAUCUGGCUCUCGAGCUGCCAAAUGCUCCGCUAAGAUCACCAGCUAGAUGCAGACCGUUUCGGUCGUAUCGUUUGGUUCUGAGCAGGUAGCGUGCAGUCAGUUUUUAAGAGCUUUCUCACACAAAACCGUAUACAUGGUCAUUUGAUACAUUGUUAUCAUAAAUAUAUUGUUUGUAGCUGCUUUAAGGUUGGAAAAACUUGGAUAGAGUUGAAAAAUGAAAUAAGACUAGAAUGUCCAGGCUUUCUUCUAUUUAUCAGUGAUGCAUAUUGCAGUAGAUUUACGGGGUUGAUUGAAAGAGCAUUAUUGAGCACGACAGAUUCUCACCUUAAUCAGAUGUGAAUUACAUUUUAACAACUCUGCAAAAAUCGUGUCCUAUUGUUACACCUGUUUCUGCUCACCUACCACUCACUUGAGUUGUGUGUAUAUAUGUUGCACUCAAAUAUAUUAGGUUCAAGCUAAAAUGAACUGAAAAGUAUUUUUUGGAAAUUAGUUGCUUGUGUCCCCAGUAUUUAGUGGUGGAGAGAUUGUUGCUGAUAUAUUUUUCCGAUCUUCUGGCCUUUUUGCCAACACUGAAAGAAAUAAUAAUGAUAAUGAAAUAAGCAUACAACAUAUUUUGCUGGCCAGUGUUGUUCAGAAUUGAAAGAAAAUAAGAUGGACAGUCUCUGUAACCUUUGACUGAUGGACUAAAUGCAGUUUUGUCAGUAAUGCUUUGUUUUGCAUGCCAUUGAAAAGUUGUAAGAUGGACAUUACUAAUAAAAUUUUUCAAAUUUUUUUGUCAUGUUGAAAUGUUCCACAGGAAGGCCUGUUCAGGUAGAGAAAUUCUUGUAAAGCAACAUCAGCACCCCUCCUGCACUGUGUUAUUUUCACCAAUAGAUGGCAGUAAAUGCUUACACAGAUCUGACAGAGAAAUGACAAAUGACCAGGCUUCCAUUUGAGUCCAUUGCUGUUGAAUGCGACUAGAGGACAUAGAGCAUCUAAACAAAUGUUCAGCUUUAUUUUCUAUUUUUUGUGUGUUUGUUUUUUUUACAUAUUCAGGUUUCAGUCUCUCCGUUUUUUACACUGAAUUGAUAAAGGAUACAGCGCUAAUAUCUAAAUAUUAAAU
Molecule: messenger RNA, 2860 nt
Organism: Xiphias gladius (swordfish)
Lineage: Eukaryota; Metazoa; Chordata; Actinopteri; Istiophoriformes; Xiphiidae
Gene: acadl
Product: acyl-CoA dehydrogenase long chain
Exons: 11
Coding region: 2-1426 (474 amino acids)
Biological process (GO): carnitine metabolic process, CoA-linked; long-chain fatty acid catabolic process; fatty acid beta-oxidation using acyl-CoA dehydrogenase
Cellular component (GO): mitochondrion
Molecular function (GO): long-chain fatty acyl-CoA dehydrogenase activity; flavin adenine dinucleotide binding
Source: RefSeq, a predicted model, not a curated record